GGAAAUUCACACUCUGACCUUGACCUCGACACGUCUGGGCUGUUGCCCAUAAUGCUUUCCUUUCAACCCCGCGCUUUGUUCCUUUCUCUUUUACUCUUCCUAACUGCUGCAAACGCCCUUCACUUCUACUUGGACGCCAACGAGAAGAAAUGCUUCAUUGAGGAGUUGCCGACUGACACCGUUGUUGAGGCUCACUACAGGGCACUCGAAUGGUCGGACAAGACUCAGUCAUACGGAAUCAAUGAUGAACUUGGUAUCACCGUUGACGUCGAGGAACUUGACACCAAUCAUGUCGUCACCAAAACCAGGGGACCAAGCGACGGUCGCUUCACCUUCACGUCCCACGUUGCAGGCGACCACUUGAUCUGCAUUUCUACCAACUACACGUCAUGGUUUUCGAGCACCCACAUCCGCUUCUACCUGGAUAUCGCCGUCGGAACGACCAAGGGCGACUACGAGAAGGAUCGGUCUCACAUUGCGACGCUCGCAAACAAGAUUCGAGACCUUAACAUAAAACUGGAGGAGGUCAGGCGCGAGCAGCAGUACCAGCGGGAGAGAGAAGCAUCAUUCAGAGACCUAAGCGAGGCGACGAACUCCAAGGCUGUCUGGUACAGUAUCGUCCAGAUUGGUGUUCUCAUCCUCACUUGUACGUGGCAAUUACGACACCUAAGACGAUUCUUCUCAGACAGGAAGCUCCAGUAGUGGAAGCUAUCCUCAGUCUGUCGAAUCAUGUACUUGGAACUUAAUUGAAGAAUGGACGUAAUAUGGA
Coniophora puteana RWD-64-598 SS2 is the source of this 769-nucleotide messenger RNA. RefSeq lists its product as uncharacterized. NCBI's taxonomy places the organism in Eukaryota, Fungi, Basidiomycota, Agaricomycetes, Boletales, Coniophoraceae. The transcript is spliced from 4 exons. The record is from RefSeq and is a predicted model, not a curated record. Gene Ontology annotation, biological process: intracellular protein transport; Golgi organization; endoplasmic reticulum to Golgi vesicle-mediated transport. Gene Ontology annotation, cellular component: endoplasmic reticulum-Golgi intermediate compartment; endoplasmic reticulum; Golgi apparatus. The coding region runs from base 52 to 702 and encodes 216 amino acids.